UCAAACUCCAAAGCGCAUUUCGCAGUAUAGCAGGCUAGCAGCUGCAUCUCCUUCCUCGUCUUAAAACCCUCCAACAAAAGCAGCAUCUUCUAAUUGCAGUUGUAUCUCUGGUCGGCGCCGCCUCUGCAAACCACCUCUCCUUCUCCGCUGCUGCUAUUCUCGCAGGUAGAAUUCUAGUUCAAUUUUGUAAGUACCAAAGUUGUCGAAGUUGAUAUGGGAGAGAAAUCUACGCUUGAAAACCCAACCCCGGUUGUUCUUACUGGAACAGCUCGAGAAGGAACAGCUGGACCUGCUAUUGGCCAUGUUGACAUUGGAAUAAGUGAUUCAGCUUACUUGUUUCGAGUUGCACUUCCUGGUGUUAGGAAGGACCAAUGUGAGUUAAGCUGUGAGAUAGAACAUGAUGGGAAGGUUCAUCUGCAAGGAGUUGUAACAGGGGGGGAACUAGCUCAAAAGAAUCCUAAAACUGUGUACCACACAAACUUGGCCCAACUAAGUCCACCGGGACCGUUCUCCAUCUCAUUCCAGUUGCCUGGUCCUGUUGAUCCGAGGUUAUUCUCACCCACUUUCAGGUCAGAUGGUAUCCUGGAGGGUGUUGUGAUGAAAUACAGGGCACCUGGUGUACCCCCAUGUGGUAAUCAGUUUGAUCCUGCGUAGCUGAAAAAGUUUAUCCGCAAUUCUGUGAUGUAGCUUCUGAAAUAGAAUGUAAAGGUAUGUGUUCUGUUAGUUUACCAAAUUAGCACAUUGGAAACUAGUCGAUAGGUUAGCUGGAUACUAGGUGGUAGAGUUUCUCAAUGAUGUGACAAACUUGCUGACCUGUCUGGUCUGGUCUGGUCUUGGGGUUUUUGACAUUUGAUUGUAUUGUACACAACUCAUGAGUCAUGAGCCUUGGCUGAAGUUAACUAUUGAUUCUUGGCUAUGGUCUAUGGAUUAAUAUUAGUGAUGUAAUGUGAAAUUGAAUCUCGUUCUCA
Molecule: messenger RNA, 968 nt
Organism: Spinacia oleracea (spinach)
Lineage: Eukaryota; Viridiplantae; Streptophyta; Magnoliopsida; Caryophyllales; Amaranthaceae
Product: increased DNA methylation 3
Exons: 3
Coding region: 214-654 (146 amino acids)
Cellular component (GO): nucleus
Source: RefSeq, a predicted model, not a curated record